This is a messenger RNA of Cylindrotheca closterium, 918 nucleotides long. NCBI's taxonomy places the organism in Eukaryota, Bacillariophyta, Bacillariophyceae, Bacillariales, Bacillariaceae. The record is from the annotation of a GenBank genome assembly.
AUGAAAUUCGCUGCUGUUGUUCUACUUGCUCUCCCUAUGGUUUCUGGAUUUGCUCCAUCUGCUAGAUUCGAUGCUGAAACUGCACUCCGAGCUGUUGUGACUGGUCCGAAGGGAAAAGCUGCAUCUUCAAAGGAAGAAGACAUUGCCCUAGCCUUGCAAGUUAUCAUGGAUCACGAUGCAAGAUCAACCACGGUUUCCAAAGAACAGUUCAUCCAGCAAGUUCAGGCUGCAUCGAAGGUUGAGGAAACAGUAGAGGAAGUUGAUAUUUCCAUUCCAUACGACGCAGCUGCUAUGCUCGCAUAUGAAGCCUCAGAUAAGUCCAAGUCCUUUGACGACUUUAAGGCUGCAUACCUAGCUGAUUCCGUGGCUUAUGUCAAAUCAAAGCAACCGAUCGAUAUUUCUAUUCCAUAUGACGCAACUGCUAAGCUAGCUUAUGAAGCGACUGACAAGUCUAUGCCAUUCGAUGCAUUCAAGACACAAUAUCUUGCAGAUGCCGUUGCCGAUGUUAUUGCUAAACAACCAAUUGAUAUUUCUAUCCCAUACGACGCUACUGCUAAGCUUGCAUAUGAGGUCAGCGACAAGUCUAUGCCAUUCGAUGCAUUCAAGACACAAUAUCUUGCAGAUGCCGUUGCCGAUGUUAUUGCUAAACAACCAAUUGAUAUUUCUAUCCCAUACGACGCUACUGCUAAGCUUGCAUAUGAGGCCAGCGACAAGUCUAUGCCAUUUGACGCAUUCAAGAUGCAAUAUCUUGCAGAUGCCGUCGCCGAUGUUAUUGCUAAACAACCAAUUGAUAUUUCUAUCCCAUACGACGCUACUGCUAUGCUUGCAUAUGAGGCCAGCGACAAGUCUAUGCCAUUCGAUGCAUUCAAGACGCAAUAUCUUGCAGAUGCAGUUGCAGAUGUGAAGGCAAAGCAAUAG